Ruditapes philippinarum (Manila clam) is the source of this 3529-nucleotide messenger RNA. RefSeq lists its product as uncharacterized. NCBI's taxonomy places the organism in Eukaryota, Metazoa, Mollusca, Bivalvia, Venerida, Veneridae. The record is from RefSeq and is a predicted model, not a curated record.
GUAUUGGAACCAGGAUAUCACAUAGCAAGAAGGGGACCGGAUCAUGGAGGUUCAAGCUUCACUCAUUGUCGGCACUCGACCCAGAUUGGACGGCGAUAUGUUAACCUACGUCAGACAUUAGAGGAACGAGCUCGCGUGGAACUCAUGAGAGACUGUUUGUAUCGGUUAAAAUUAUCAAUCACGUUCGUGCGUGAUUUACAGCAAUUAGUUAUGGAGGAGCAUAAAAUUUUAUAUAAAAUUACGCAUGAUUGUGUCGAUGAAUUUCCCGUUAGUAAAAUUUUCUGCCUUAAUGCUUUAUGUGAAGAUUUACGAACUUUAAUAGGUCAUUGGAAAUGUAUAAAACAAAAACUGCACACAAAUCGGUGGCUGCAACCGGUUCUUGGUUCAUUGCAUUUUCAGCUCGACCGUAUAAAAUUAUCAUUGAUACAUUUACAAAACAAAGCUAUAUGGUGGCUCGAAAAGUUUGUUCAAAUAGGUUUACAAGUUUUUGCUCAUGGAAAUGUGGACGCCUUAACGCAUGAAAUGAUAUGGAAUAUAACGCGUGGUCUCGAAGAUCUGAACCGAAUUAUAAAUGGCUUACAACAUGACAAUCAUACAUCUACCUCUAAAAUAGGCCUAAAAUCAUUUUGUACUCAACAUAUAAGUGCUUUAAGUCCUGAUUCUACAAACUCUGUAGCGAAUAUCGGAGAACAUGUUAAAGCUAUUCCGUUUUCGAGGGUGCUAAGUAUAAUUGCCAAUGAGAGGUCAAGAUAUGCAGCUCUGGAAACACACCGGUUUUUUACGACAAAUCACGAAUUUGUGAAACUUCUUUAUUCAGGAAAAUUACCAAACUUUGUUUGGACGGAGGAAUCUAGUCACGUUAAUGAACGAGCUGAUAAAGACACCUCAGAUUAUCAUACUGCUACUGGUAGCAUGACCUCUCUUAGUGCAGCUAUACUAAAGGUCGGCAGUAUACGCGCACCUGAUUUGUCAGACUCGGAAUCUCCUUUAGUGGAACUAGCUCGACGAGAACACUCCUUUGCUGAAAACUUUCUACUAAUUGUGUGCAAUUCGACGAACCUUUUGCGGAGAAAUGACCAUCAGAAAUCGAGGCGAGCUGUCAAGUACAGUCAGAGCAUGAUGAAUUCGGGUAAACCUCCGCGUGGUGAUACACCAGUGCUUUCUAGAAGUGAUUCUUUGAGGAAGUCAGUCUCCUGGGGUGAUUCUGCAGACAGCUCAAUAAAGUCGCAGCUUACGUCAAGGUACAUGGAUUCAUAUUGGAACCAUUUUGGAACCAGUUUAUACAUGAUGUUUUAUGAACCAUGUUGGGUACGACAGAAGUCGCUGUAUUUCUCCGAGAUUGGUAGUGUUUUAAUGCUCAAUACCACAGUGAUAGCCCUUGUCAAACAUAUGAUUCAACAUGUCUGCCUCAAAGUAUCACCACCUUUAGACAAGGAUUCAACUAGCCAAUCAGGACCCCCAAAUAUGUUGCGUCACCCCAUUGACCCAAAGUAUCCCGACAUAGGUGUUCCAAUAAUCCUACCUGAUCCUUUCCCAGAUUUGUUUCCACCUGGUAGUGUCGUACCAAUGUUAAAUGCAGCUAGAAAGUGUCUCCAUACUUCAGCCUUUGGAGCCUGGGAUACAAUGAUGUGUGAAGCACUAGCCUCUAAUAGACGUGACAAAUGUUACCCCUGCCCUCUAGUGGACGGAGAUUACAGUACGAGAACGGGAAUGCUGUUACGAGAUACGUACCAACCGGUGCUCAACCUGCUCAGAGAAAACCUCGGUGAAAACACUGAUCCUGCACCAGGCGGUUUACCAGCAUCUGUGAACGAGAUGGUUGCUGUAGCAUCAAGACUGGUGGCGACAUCUAGUGUAUCGUUGCUAUGGUGUCGUAAUAAAACACAUCAGUAUCUGGCAUCAAUGGCCGUUGGUAACUUCCUGCUCAUUUCGCAAACUGACUUAAAGAUUUUGAUUGACGAGUCUCGAUCCGCUCUUUACCAAACGCAGAUGGUAUCCAAGUCACUGUCAUCAAAAGUAGGUCAAGAUUCAGUCAUUGGAUUAGGUCAGAUCGCAAACCAGCUCAGUACAAUAAUGGACAGUCUACAGGGACUGUCUAGCCUUAGUAUGAAACAAUUCUCAAGAAAUUGUACCAGUUCUGCGAUGGAAUAUUUCAAAGGCAAUAUGCCAGUUGGAAAAGUGUGGAGGAAAAAACCAGAAGCAGAAGUACCUAGAGAUCACAAUAUAUACAUAGAACAUGCCUUAGAGACCAUAUUAGAGCCUAUUUUAGAGGGUGUUAGCAAGCUAAAGCAGACGGUACAACUCAGUGUUAUCUCCAUAGCAACCGAGGCACUGUGUCAGGCAUGGAUGUCAUUUAUACUUCAGGAAAAAAUCAAAUUUAGUUACACAGGGGCGUGUCAACUAGGUUGUGAUGUAAAGUACAUGAAGUCAUGGUUACAUCAGAGUAUCGUCAUGGAAACGGUACAACAAAGCAUUCUAGAUCUGCCAGUACUCAAAACACUCAGUGGUGUUGUGCUUAUCCUAAUGAAGCAGCCAUUCAAGCGAUCUUCCAGCAAGUUCAGGGGAUCUGCGUCUGAAAAUAGUGAAGACAAUUCAAUGGAUUAUAUUCAAGGCGAGAGAUCAGUCUAUGAAAGUGAGGACAAAAUUAGCCACGUGUCCAAUCCAAACGAAUGGCUGGCACUCAGAGUGCAGGGAACUGGCAGAAGCUGGCGAGGGAUUUCAUCAUGUUUAAAUCCAGAUCCUCAAUAAUGAUUGGUCAAUUGGUACUACAAAGGGAACCAAUGGAAACUGGAAUUGAGUUUUUUCUAAGUAAUGAUUGGUCGAUUUCGAGAACAAAUGGAAACCAUGGGAGCAGGAAUCGAGUUUCAACUUGCCAUAGCAACAUCUACAAACAAGCUUUUAUUGUUUUUCUUUUUGUUUACAAGGAAUCAGUUUUUAAAGGAAAGAAAUGCCUGUCCUGGUUAUAAUUUAUAUUCUUAAUGUGUGGAUGAUUUUAAAGGUCUGUUGAAUCAAUGGCAGCUAGAUAUGAAUUUCAUCAUGUCUAAAUUUAGAUAUUCCUGAAUAGGUUUUUUAUUUCUUUUUUGUAUACUGGAAAUUAAUGCUUGCAAGGAGGAGAAUCUUUGAAUCUUUACAUCUAGGCUCAUUUUUGAAAUUUAUUGGUAGAUUAGUAGAAUUUUAACUGAUUUAAGACAUGAAGAACCUUGCCAGUUUUUGCAAGCAAUGUUUGAAUAUAUACAUGUAAAUGAAAUGUUCAUACACGAUUGUGUUUAGAUCUUUAGAUCCAUAACAAUGGAGGAAUUAGAUUUUAGGAAACCAGCUGAACCUUCCUUAGCCUCAGUUUGAAUACUUGAUAUUUAUUGGCUGGCUUUCAUAUUACUGGGAACCAAUGAAAUCAAAGAGGAAGUGAGGUCAGCAUAUUUGAUGCUGCAGCAGAAGAAGAGAGGAACACAUUAUAUUGCUCAGAAAAACAAUCUAUAUGUCACAAAGCUGAGAUUUAUCACAUUUUGCCAGUACCUUGUAUAUUUGAUAU